AUGCUCCUUCCGGACUCACCGUCUCUAGAUCUAGACUUGAACGACCAGCCACGCAAGCAGAGCAGUACGGAUCACUUUCAUCACCUUGGGUUGUUGGCUGUGGUCUCGCCUGCUUUCGCCAUGACGAACUACUCCAAGUGGGACAAGUUUGCUGCAGAUCUGGCCUCCGACACAGAAGAGGAAGAAGAGAGGGAGCUUGGCGACUACACGGCCAAGACAGUUUGCUACAUCCAUGUGCCUCCCGGGGACUUCACCAAGAAGGAGCAACUCUGCAAGCUUCUGGAGGAGGCCCCCGACUUCGAGGCACCAUCGUCGACCGCCGCCGGGCUUCCGGCGGAGGGUGAGGUGGAGCCGGGAGUCGAACGAGCACUGAAGAAGUACAAGUGGUCAUCUGUGACUUCGCAGUUCAUCCCAGGCUACGGCGCCGGAGGCUCCAGCGAUCACUUGUGGCGCCUCUACUACGAUGACAACUUCUUGACGACGCAAAAGGAACCCAAUCGAGCGGCGAGAGCCCUGCUAGGCUACCAGUCCUUGGGGAGCUUCGUCAUUUCUUGCUUUGACAGGAGCACCGGGUCUGAGCGGCCAAUCAGCCGGAAGGAGGUGGCUGACCUCAUUAUGCGGCGGCAGCAAGGUGGUGAUGCGGAAAGGAUCAGCCGCGAACACGAGGAUCAAAAGGCCCGAAUGGAAGCCUUCUCACAGAUGGGAGGGAAGACCGUGGAGCUGAGCGGCUGA
Symbiodinium sp. CCMP2592 is the source of this 732-nucleotide messenger RNA. NCBI's taxonomy places the organism in Eukaryota, Dinophyceae, Suessiales, Symbiodiniaceae. The record is from the annotation of a GenBank genome assembly.